AUGGAUUUUGUUUUUAUCUUUUUUGCUGCAGUAAUUAGUUUUUUACUUGGUUUUAUUUAUAAUAGUGUAGCCAAAUAUGUACAAUUAAAAAAUCAACUACAAGCCAAAAAAGAAUUGGAAAAAGAUCAACUAUUUAAGAUCUCAAAUUUAAAACAUCAAAUUAAAAAAUUUGAUUUAGAAAAAAAAAUCCACCAUGAUCAACUAUCAAUUCAAUCAAAGAAACAAGAAAUCGUUGAUCAAAUAAAUAAAGGUGAGCAUGUUAAAUUAAUUAAUGCUAUAGAUGACCAAUCAAAUGAAAUUGGGCAAUUAUUUAGUUUAAUAAACCAACAAAAACAAUCAAUUCACGCCCAUGGUAUAAAACAAGGAAAAUUGGUCGAAGAAAGAGACUCACUUAAGGUUAAAUUAGAGGAUGAAAUUAGAAAGUCUAAUGAACUUCAGGAGAAAAUAUUAGAAAAAGAGAGAAUUAUCCAAAUGGUCGAAAAAAAGAUUGAAGUAGAGCAACAGGUUUUACUCCAGCUCUCAAUUGAAAAUAAUGAAGAAUUGGAAAAAUUAAAUUUUAAAGAGGGUCAAUUAGAAGAAAAUAAUAUGAACAUUAGAGAACAGGAUCCAUUCGAUAGAGAGCCAAUAGAUAUGGAUGCAAAUAGCGAAAUUUCAGAUAUUGAUUCAAAUUCAAAUUGA
This is a messenger RNA of Dictyostelium purpureum, 678 nucleotides long. RefSeq lists its product as uncharacterized. The transcript has a single exon. Lineage: Eukaryota; Evosea; Eumycetozoa; Dictyosteliales; Dictyosteliaceae. The record is from RefSeq and is a predicted model, not a curated record. The coding region runs from base 1 to 678 and encodes 225 amino acids.